Molecule: messenger RNA, 18978 nt
Organism: Ostrea edulis (European flat oyster)
Lineage: Eukaryota; Metazoa; Mollusca; Bivalvia; Ostreida; Ostreidae
Exons: 69
Coding region: 1080-16700 (5206 amino acids)
Biological process (GO): heterophilic cell-cell adhesion; establishment or maintenance of epithelial cell apical/basal polarity
Cellular component (GO): plasma membrane; protein-containing complex
Molecular function (GO): protein binding; zinc ion binding; calcium ion binding
Source: RefSeq, a predicted model, not a curated record
GUGAAUCAAUUAUUGAAUUAUAUAAUGGAGGGAGGGUGCCCUCGGAAUUCGAUAAAUAAAACAUUUUCUGUUGCCCGUAUGACCAUAAAUCAUAGACAUUUCUUCAGAUAAGACCCCCGAGGACCGAAUGGCAGGUGCCCGAAUCCAUAAACGAUGCAAAUUAUCCUCAAAUAAGCAACCACACCCAUCGCAUAUAACAGCUGAUAUUGUUUGGUUUUAGGUCAGGCAUAGUCUGUUUCAGGGAUUCCCCGCCUCGGCGAUGUGUACUCUCUAAACGCUGUUCUCACCGUUCUAUCUCAACAAUGGUCCACAGAUCUGGCAUUAUUAGAACACCCGUGAACAAUUCUGACAACAUUUUCUGUAUAUUUUGCAUUUUAUCCCACCAAAACGCUCUUCAUGGGUGGGUAUGAAUGAACAUUAGCGUGACUUCCCAUUGGGCGCUUGUUAUAGUCUUAGCGCAAUAUAAGCAGUUAUACUACAAAUGAGGUCGUUCAAGGAUAACCAUCUCAUUUAAGAUUUAAAAAUCAGAAAGAAAAAAAUUGAAUCUUAAUCCUGUGGUAUUUUAUAUGUAUCUUUUGAGAAUUGCGUUUGCUAAGACUUAUUCAUGUGCUGCUAUGUGACCGUUAAAGCUGAUCGACCAACUGACAUAUAUUUUUUUUAAAUAGUGUAUUCCCCGUCGGCGGCCCCAUGUGAUCUCGUAUUACGAUAGAGCGACACGGUAUUAUUAUCAUUCCAUGCCGGUAUUAUGACAAAGUUAGGUUGAAAUUAUUAUAUAUUGAUGAUUAUGAAAAAUGGAUUUACACGUUUAAUUCUUGGUGUGACUGGGAGUUUGUCCUUAUCAAGGGGAUUUACCACUAAACGGAGUUCGUGUCUCAAUAUACACAGAACGCUAUGUUAUUGUCUCGGCCUUCUCUUCCUAGAUGCUGGAAAGCCAAUCACUAUGGUAUAUGUGCAGGGGAUUAAAUGAGUGUACUGUAUAACAAUAUAAUAAUUGGAUAUAUCUGCCAGUCUUGUUUCCCCACUUUCCCGAUGCCCCCGCCGGACUCGGACUGUGUAUUUUUUCCCCAUUCUACAAGCAAAUGGUUCGGUCAUUUCGGCUGAUGUUCAAACCGAAAAGCCUUCUUACCUAUGUUGUCCUCUGGUCAGUGUUCAGCUCUGUCUGUGUCUACUCUCAGGUUUCUAGAAAAGAUUUCAGUAUCCAGUUAUAUGAGAAAAGUUUACCAUGGGUAACCUGUCCUGAAGGGUGGAGUAAAAUCGGAAGCACAUGUGUCCUGGUUUUGGCAGAAUUAGCAACAUUUACUCAAGCAGAAUCAUUAUGUCAAAGUUAUGGAGGCUGGUUAUUGAAGUUAGAGGGAUAUAAUCAGAAUCAGCAGCUUGGAUAUUUCAUAGAAAAUGUGCAGCAUCAGCAGAACGACAAGUUCCAGUCCCUCCAGGGCUGGGAAGGCGCCUCAUUCUGGAUUGGAUUGUCCAGAGAUGAAGCUGGUCAGUAUAGCUGGACGGAUGGACAGGUGACAAAUGUGGAACAGGGUUUCUGGGCCCUGGAUCAGCCGCUGGGCUUUCAACACGGUCACAAGCUGUGUUCUUCUGUAAACGUAUUUAGUGUGACUGACUUUGGUAAAUAUCGCUGGUCCUUAGGACCGUGUGAAGCGAAACUGCCAAUUGUGUGCCAAACUAUGCCAUGUGCCGAACAGCAGUAUCGCUGCCAAGAUGGAAGCAAGUGUAUCAGUUCUGAUUGGUUGUGUGAUGGAGUUGCCGAUUGUCUUGACCAAUCAGAUGAAAGAAAUUGUUCAGGUUAUUGUGGCAAUAGAUAUCAGGGAAACAAUGGAACAUUCCAAUCACCACAUUAUCCUCAUCCUUACCCACCCCUCUCAUCCUGUCAAUGGAACAUUCAUACACCUGUAGGAACAAGAGUCUAUUUACAAUUUGAAGCUUUUGACAUAGAGAAUGGCUAUGAUGUUGUCAGCAUUUACGACGGUCGCUCCACGCUGGAUCCGCUGGUCGGAAACUACAGUGGAAGCAGUCUACCCAUAAUUCCCCUCGCUUCGUCCAACGAUCUCCUAGUCAAAUUUCAUGCAGACCAGGACAGUCAAAUGGCAGGUUUCAAUGCCAUCUGGUUUGCGGUUGCUGUUGAUGGCUGUGGGGGGCAUCUCAAUGCUACAGCCCAGAACCAGUGGAUAACCUCCCCUGGCUACAGGGCCUCUCAGUACAUGAACAAUCUCAUCUGCGACUGGAACAUAACUGCUCAGCAAAAUCUGAUCUCACUUCAGUUUGAGGACGUCUCUCUGGGGGCUGGAGACUGGAUCGAGGUUCGGGAUGGCGACUCUGAGAACUCGGCCCUGAUUGGGAGGUACACCGGUGAAACCUUGCCUCCGGUCAUCAUUUCCACUGAUCACAGUCUCUUUGUCAGAUUCCUGUCUGACAGGGAGAAAGUUGGGAGAGGAUUCAACAUUUCAUACAAAGCAGGGUGCAAUGAUAUUCUUGUAAACAAGGAAGCAGCCAUUAUUUCAUCUCCUGGUUACAAAGUGGGAGCCUCAGUCACAUAUCCAUCCAACCUCCGGUGUUCGUGGCUAAUUCACAACCCCCGAGGCAGGGAACUCACAAUUGUGUUUGACGACAACUUCGAUACCGAAGUGGACUUCGAUGUUUUGACGAUAAUCAAUGGAUCCUCCAUAGAGGAAGCUGAUGCUGUGAUGUACAGAUAUUCUGGGACCAAAACACCUGCUGUCCAGCGUUCACGUCAAGGCCAUUUCAUCAUUCAUUUUACCUCUGAUGACCUUGUAUCAAGGCCAGGCUGGGGAGCAACUAUAUCAUAUGAUUGUCCAAAGUUGGAGAACUUGUCCAACAAUCUGAAUGUAAGCAGUCUGAAUGUGGAUUAUGGUACCUUCGUGAAAUUUACCUGUGAUACUGGCUACCUGCUGGAAGGGGCCCCAACUCUUGUCUGUGAUAUUAAUGGAUCUUGGUCAGACUCACUGCCAACUUGUAAAAAAAUAAACUGUGGAUCGCCUGUUGUACCGGAGAAUGGAGGAAUUGUGAGCUCAAAUUCCUCGUAUUAUACCGGAAUCGUGACGUAUCGGUGUGAUGUGGGGUAUCGAUCGCGCGGGGAAUUGGUUUCAAGAUGUCAGAGAAAUGGCCAGUGGAGCUCGGUCCCAGUGUGUGAAAAAAUCAGAUGUCCCAAGAUAGACAUACUGCAGAAUGGAUCAAUUAUCAAUGAUUUUGAUCCGUCCUAUGGGCAGAGAGUUUACUUCCGGUGUAAAGAGAACUUCCGUCUCAUCAACGCCUCAGAAAUCAUCUGUGAGGAGGACGGGGAGUGGUCAUCACUAAAGCCUCACUGUGCACCUCCCUUGUGUCCUCACUUGCCAAUCAUCAAUGGCAACACCAAUGUGGUCCAGCCUGUCGGUGGGAGUUCAGUUCAGGUGUUCUGUAACGCGGGCUAUUACCUGGAUGGUUCCCGGAGUGUCCGGUGUAACUGGGACGGGACAUACCCGUCAAAUCUACCCUCAUGUAAAGACAUUGAUGAAUGUGAGGACAGAGAACUAUGUCAGCCACACAUGUGUCGAAAUGUAAUGGGGAGUUACCAGUGCUUGUGUUCCCAUGGCUACCAGAAACUGAAUGAAACCUCCAACACAUGUCAUGAUAUUGAUGAGUGUGAAAUUGACGAGACCUGCGACCACACUUGUCGUAACACGGACGGCAGUUAUGUCUGUGAAUGCCGAUCUGGAUAUAAACUAUACAGAGGGAAUGAAGUCAUUGUCGUCGACCAAAGAACCAUCAUUCCAAACAAAACCUGCAUAGUGACAUGCCCAGCCUUCAAUGUGUCAAAUGGAGGGAAAAUUUACGCCAACACGACAAUGCUGUCUGACUACUCAUACAUCCACCCCACGGCCCUCUUUAUUUACUGUCCCUAUGGAACCCUGCCAUUGUGGAAUUCUACAACAGUCUUCUGCCAAGCCAAUGGAACAUGGUCACAUGAUAUCGAUCACUGCACAGAUCAAGUGUGUGAAACUCUGCCAGCGCUGCAGAAUGGCUAUGUUUCGUACGACAAUGAUGUGUUGAAGCUUGGAACGGUGGCUACCUAUAACUGCUCCAAUGGCUACUCCUUGUAUGGGUCCUCUCAGAGACAGUGUGUGUUGAGCACCAACUCCACGACAUUCUGGAGCGACAAUGCAGCUGUGUGCCUUCCUAAGAUGUGUGUGGAACCUAUUAAGCCAUUCCGUGGGUAUGUCAACUAUACUGGCCUUUCUUACGGGUCGGUCGCCACCUACAGCUGCAGGUGUGGCUACCGCUUAAUCGGGUCAAAGGUCAGAAAUUGUCAAGGAAAUGGAGUCUGGAGUGGUAACAGUACUAUAUGUGUAGAAAUGGAGUGUUCGACACCCACUGCUCCGUCUAAUGGUGGUGUUUACAGUCAGACGAGGAUGUUCUAUUACGGGAGCAGAGUGUCGUAUACAUGCCAGAAAGGUCACUCUCUCAAUGGGUCUGCCCAGUCAACUUGUGCCUUACCAGAAGAAACCAGUGUACCAGACCUGCUGUUGCUGCUGAAAGUAAAGUUCAAGGGAGAUAACAAUAUAAACAUGCAAUGUGCUCCAAAGUAUGGGGAAGUGUUAGCAGCAAAAUUUAACACAAACAUUCGUAAUCUGCCUGCUUGUUCCUCAGUUCACAUGGAUGUGUUGGAUUCCAGCACUGGGAAUUUCUCAGGCACAGAGAUUAUUCUUGGAACUUCUAUAACACUGAGUGGCUCCACUUCAGCUGUCUGUUCCUGCUCAACAAACAUCAUUCAGGAGAGUCCGACAAGGAUUGCUUGGACGAUACAGGUAAACUCUUGUCCAACACUGGCCAACAAGGAUGCUGCAACCCCAGAGAAGAAGUUCCUGGAGAGGAUUUCGCACUGGAAGUGUCCCGCGGACUUCAGCCUCCAGGGUGGAGAGGAGGGUUGUGAUUACAGCCUCGCUCCAGUUUGUCGUAAAGUCACUGACUGUUUAGAUAAAGAGGAUCCUAUUGAAAUAACUUCUACCAUUACCACCUCAAAACUACCUCUUACAUCUCAAACUACCUCAACACUAUCAACUACAACAGGAGAGGAUCAAAGGACUGAAAGUACUAGUGCAACUGACACAACAACAGAAGUGCUUACAAAUGUGCAGUCAACACCAGAUAGCAUUUCAACAACACAGACACUGAUACAAACUAAAAAUGUGAAUGAAGUACAGACUUCUACUACAACACAGACACUGAUACAAACUACAAAUGUGAAUGAAGUACAGACUUCUACUACAACACAGACACUGAUACAAACUACAAAUGUGAAUGAAGUACAGACUUCUACUACAACACAGACACUGAUACAAACUACAAAUGUGAAUGAAGUACAGACUUCUACUACAACAGCACCUGAUGAAUAUACAAGCACCAUUAUGUUUUCUCUUAAUACAACUUCAGCAACAUCAGAUACAGUUAGCACCACAUCUACAGAAACAUCACAGACAACUACAUUAAUCUUAACAGAAGCACCAACAACAGCUCCACAAACCCAUGAAACAACAACUGAAGCUUUUCAAACAACUGUGGCAGAAUAUACCACAACAUACCCAUCUACCACUGUAACAGAGACUGUCACUACAACAGAACCUCCCACAAUCCCAACAGAACCUCCAGCAACAACUACUGCAAAAACCACUACAAUCAAAACAACAGAACCUCCAGCAACAACUACUGCAAAAACCACUACAAUCAAAACAACAGAACCUCCAGCAACAACUACUGCAAAAACCACUACAAUCAAAACAACAGAACCUCCAGCAACAGAACCUCCCACAACCACUACAGGACAUCUUACAACAGCCAAGGCUUCCACCACCACAAGAACAAUGGAACCUCUAAGUGUUACAACAGAACUUUCCACAACAGAGGUUCUUACAAGUACAACAAAAGCUACUACAACGACAACAGAGGCUCCCACAACAAGGACAACAGAAUCCAUAAAAACCACAACAACGAUACUGCCCACAACCACAAAACAAAUUCAUACAACCACGACAACAGAGGCUCCCAUUACUUCAAGAACAGAGUAUUUCACUACUCCAACAAAAGUUCCCACAACAACAGAAGAUUCAACAACCACAAGUACAAUACACUCUCUGACAACACCAGAGUCUUCCACAACCACUGCAACAGAACCUCCCACAACCACUACAACAGAACCUCCCACAACCACUACAACAGAACCUCCCACAACCACUACAACAGAACCUCCCACAACCACUGCAACAGAACUUCCCACAACCACUGCAACAGAACCUCCUACAACCACUACAACAACAGAACCUCCCACAACCACCACAACAGAACCUCCCACAACCACUACAACACUUACCCCAACCACUACAACACCUACCACAACCACUACAACAGAAUCUCCCACAACCACUAAAACAGAACUUCCCACAACCACCACAACAGAACCUCCCACAACCACCACUACAACAGAACCUCCCACAACCACUACAACUCCUACCACAACCACUACAACAGAACCUCCCACAACCACUACAACUCCUACCACAACCACUACAACUCUUACCACAACCACUACAAUGGAACCUACCACAACCACUACAACUCCUACCACAACCACUACAACAGAACCUACCACAACCACCACAACAGAACCUCCUACAACCACUACAACAGAACAACCCACAACCACUACAACACCUACCCCAACCACUACAACACCUACCACAACCACUACAACAGAAUCUCCCACAACCACUACAACAACAACAGAACCACCCACAACCACUACAACACCUACCACAACCACUACAACACCUACCACAACCACUAUAACAGAACCUCCCGCAACCACCACCACACCUACUCCAACCACUACAACACCUAUCCCAACCACUACAACACCUACCACAACCAUUAUAACAGAACCUCCCACAACCACUACAACAGAACCUCCUACAACCACUACAACACCUAUCCCAACCACUACAACACCUACCACAACCACUAUAACAGAACCUUCCACAACCACUGCAACAGAACCACCCACAACCACUACAACAGAACUUUCCACAACCACCACAACACCUACUCCAACCACUACAAUACCUACCACAACCACUAUAACAGAACCUACCACAACCACUACAACAACAGAACCUCCCACAACCACUACAACAGAAUCUCCCACAACCACUACAACAGAACCUACCACAACACCUACCACAACCACAACAACAGAACUUCCCACUACCACUACAACAGAACCUCCCACAACCAUUGUUACAGAACCUCCCACAACCACUACAACUCCUACCACAACCACUAUAACAGAACCUACCACAACCACUACAACAGAACUUCCCACAACCACUACAACUCCUACCACAACCACUACAACAGAACCUACCACAACCACUACAAUACCUACCACAACCACUACAACAGAAUCUCCCACAACCACUACAACAGAACCUCCCACAACCAUUAUUACAGAACCUCCCACAACCACUACAACUCCUACCACAACCACUAUAACAGAACCUACCACAACCACUACAACAGAACUUCCCACAACCACUACAACUCCUACCACAACCACUAUAACAGAACCUACCACAACCACUAUAACAGAACCUCCCACAACCACUACAACAGAACUUCCCACAACCACUACAACUCCUACCACAACCACUAUAACAGAACCUACCACAACCACUACAACAGAACUUCCCACAACCACUACAACAGAACUUCCCACAACCACUACAACAGAACCUACCACAACCACUACAACACCUACCACAACCACUACAACAGAAUCUCCCACCACCACCACUACAACAGAACCUCCCACAACCACUACAACUCCUACCACAACCACUACAACAGAACCUCCCACAACCACUACAGCACCUACCACAACCACAGCAACAGAAUCUCCCACAACCACUACAACAACCGAACAUCCCACAACCACUACAACACCUCCCACAACCACUACAACAGAACUUCCCACAACCACUACAACUCCUACCACAACCACUACAACUCCUACCACAACCACUACAGCAAGAGAACCUAUCACAACCUCUACAACAGAACUUCCCACAACCACUACAACUCCUACCACAACCACUACAACAACAGAACCUCCCACAACCACUACAACUCCUACCACAACCACUACAACUCCUACCACAACCACUACAACAGAACUUCCCACAACCACUACAACAAAACCUCCCACAACCACUACAACAGAACUUCCCACAACCACUACAACUCCUACCACAACCACUAUAACAGAACCUCCCACAACCACUGCAACAGAACCACCCACAACCACUACAACUCCUACCACAACCACUACAACUCCUACCACAACCACUACAACAGAACCAUCCACAACCACUACAACUCCUACCCCAACCACUACAACUCCUACCACAACCACUACAACAGAACCACCUACAACCACUACAACAGAACCACCCACAACCACUACAACAGAACCUCCCACAACCACCACAACAACAGAACCACCCACAACCACUACAACAAUUUCACUCACUUCUACAACUACCAUUACACAAACUACAAGCACAGAAACACCAGUAGCUGAAACCACCACUCCUGGGACGACAUUGGCUACCUCAUUGCCCCCACUGCAUUAUGGGACAUAUUGGACAUACCGAUAUCCAGCAAAUUCUGAUAUGAGCUGUCAGCAGGGUCUGGAGACUCGUUAUGUAGAGGCCUUCGAAGACAGCAGAUCAGUCAUUCAGAACGCAAAGAACUCGCAGAAGUCGGCCAUAUGUCCCUCGGCUCUCACAUUGUCUGUAACAUAUGAGAGACCACAUAUUAUCAACCGAGAGCAAGAGUUUAUAUUCAUUCUGAAAAUUGCUUUCAUGGGUGACAAGCAGAAUGCUGAAACAUGUGCUGGAGCAAUCAAUAGCACGGUCAACAACAAAUUGGAGAAUCUAUUCAACGAAAUCAACAACAAUCCAACCUGCUCAGCUGUUUACCCCCCUACGUCGCGCACUCUGUCCAAACAGAGCGAAUGGAUGUGUGUUAGUGACCUCUACCACUAUGACAUCAACCAGCACCUCUGUGUAUUAAGUGUCCAUAGCGCUGCCUCUCACUUACACAUGGCUUCUAGUCUGUCUGACAACCAGCCGGAGGUGUUGAUCCAGACAGUGCCGGUCCUGGAACCGCCAGCCACCACACUUCAGCCCACUGUUUUCCCCACCAUUGCCACUAAUGUGCCAAGCUCCACGAGUACCGAGACCCAGACUAUGACCCCUAUCCCAGAAAUCUUUGUAGAACAAGAUGAAACACCAUUCUUCGUCACAGAGGUCAACCUGACCUUCCAGAGUCAUGGUUUAACAGAUGAAUGUGAAGAGAGGCUGGAAGAAGAUAUACGCAAAACUGUUAAUCAAGCCAGUGACAUCAUUAAGCAAUCCCUCAGCCAUUUUCCCUCGUGCCUUCAUAUCACAGAUGCUGAGUUGAUCCCCACGAAAUCGGCACUUUCCCACAGCGCCACAACAUCUCUAAACCAGUCUCUGCAGUUUGAUCUUAGGGUCCUGGAGAAUGGGACGACGACCCCCACGCCAAACGAGAUAUUAUUGAUGGUGCCUUUUGUGCUGCGAUCCAGAAACUUCCCUCUUGAUGACAUGGAAAACUGUAUCAACCAUAGUGUGAAACCCUUCCUGGCAGAAGGAUUUCAGAACAACAUAUCAUACUUAAUCAGUGCAAUCCCAGGCAACAUUUGUCGUCAGAUAGAUUUUGUUAGUUCCCGUUACACCGUGGACAUCCGAUGCCAAACUCCGUUUGUCUUCCACCAUAAAGCCCGGCGGUGCUAUCGUUCUCCCGUGCUUUACAUGCCAACCCUCGUGUAUAAAAUACAGGUGACAUUUUUUGUUAGUAGUGCGAGACUGUCGCAGUGUAAUGUGUCGUAUCAAAGGUCGAUUCGAAGACAGUUGGAGAAACAGCAGGUGACUAUCUUGCGCGAACGCUUUUAUGACAUGUGUCUGACACAUGACACCGUGGUCACAAUCCACAAAAGUAUAAGUCCGUUAAAAUAUCAUGAAAAUGGACCAACCACCGAACUGAUUGGCAAUGUUAGCGUGCUUCUGAUGGCCACUUCAGAGGAACCAGAUUAUCCAGGUUGUGUGGGAAGUAAUUUGCACCAGCACCUUUGGAGUACUGACUUCAUUCCAGGAGCUCUUGUUUUGCCGACAGACAACCCAAGAGAGUGUGGGAAUGUGACUUGGGAGAAGAAUGACUUGGUACACAUGGAGAAGUUAUGUUUGGAGUCCUACCUUUACUAUAAAUCCCUGAACCGAUGUGUUGACGACAAAUCCGCAGUGUUACAAGCUCUCUUCUCCUCCAACUUAACAUUGACGGGUGCUCCCAGUCAGACGUGCUUAUCCACUGUCAGAAUACAGAUGCUGGGAUAUAUCAAUGCCAUCAUUGCAAAUGUGGCCAACUCAAGCCAAUGCUCGCUGAUGUAUAAAAAGGUCGAGGCUGUGAUAGAAAAUGACCAGGUUAAUAUUACUUUAAAUAUUAUGCCGUACAAGUGGAACAGCAGCCGCACGGAGAACUGCCUGAAGCUGAUCUUUCUGGACUUGGAUAAGGUGAAGAAGCAGAGGUUCUCCCAUGACCUCAGUCCAUCCUGUCCAGAUAUGCAGUACAGGGGGCUCAAUUUACAACGUGUUCACUAUAAGUGCAUUGUGCAGGGCUAUCUCUGGAGCAACAAAAGUUACUCCUGUGUACGACAAGAAAGUGGUAAAAGAAAACGGAGAAGCAGUUCAAGGCGACACCGAGGAUCUCAAAUAAUGUUGACACCUACACAGCUCAGGGGAAGUAACUCCCUGAAGAACAGUGGCAAGCCUCGACAGAAGCGCAGUGUGGUACAGAAUGCAUCUAGUGAGGUCUUAGCCUCCUGGCUACCUGUAACACCAGAGUGUCAAGACCAGCAACCUCCCGUGUUUGUGAGUUGUCCUCAAAACAUCACCGUGACUAUGGGUAGGAAAAAUCCCGAACCAUUCAAUUUUGAUGUACCUCAGGCUACGGAUAACUCCGGCGUCCCUCCCAUCAUGGGGUACUAUCCAGCAGAUAUAUUUAGACAGCCUUAUCUCUUCCGAGGACAGCAAAGGAUUAGAAUUACUGCUACUGACCAGAGUAACAACAUGGCGACAUGCUCCAUUCCACUACUCCCCGUGGACAGUGUCCCCCCAGAUAUGACCUGUCCCGAUACCGUAGUUGUGGAAAAGUACAACACAAUCUACAACCAAACCAACAUUACCAUCUCUAACGUAGCCUCGGCCUGGGACUUCAGCGGACUAUUCGGCAAUCACAUCACGUACAGUCGAGUCUCAGACCAGUUCAGUGAAGGGGCCGUUCCUUUGAGACAUUUUGUCAAUGUUACAGCCACGGCUUACGAUGUUCAUGGGAACAAAGGAUCCUGUGAUUUUCUGUACGAGGCCAAAAGAGCAGAUAUGAAUGCAGAAGGAAACGUUGUGUUGAAUUUCACCGUAAAUGUCGCAGAUCCCAGGAGAAACUGCACAGAUAACGUUUCUAAAUUAAUCAGCUACGAUGUGCUGAACAUUGCCAACAACAGCUGUAUCAAGAAUGCGGAAAUCUAUCUCGGAUAUGUCCUCUAUGGCAAUGUUGUAUCAAUGGACUCGCUAGUACUCACUCUGGUCGUGACCCAAUUAAAGGUCCACCGUCAGAAAUUCUACCAGUGUAUGGAUGAUUUCAUGCAGGGAAUGGUGGAGCGGUACCAGUCCGGUUCGUUCUUUGUGAGCCCAGAUUGUGGUGAUGUGAACGUCACACUCGAUGCCAAUAAAACCGCAAUUACCUGCCCCCUAGACAGCGUGCGCAACGAAACUAGUCUAACGUGUGUUCAGUGUGACCUGGGAUACUAUGCUGACCAGACUAAACAUUCCUGUGAGAGGUGUCCCAGCAUAGCGAGUGGAGUGUUCAUAUCCGGGGAUUGUCAGCUGUGUGACAGUGAACACCAUGUCUCCUGUCUCAAGCCCUGUCAGGCGGGUGAAUACUCGGUAAACGGACUUCAGCCCUGUAUCAAAUGUCCACAAGGCCAGUAUGCUGACCAACAGGGAGCCAUGUCGUGUAUCCCCUGUCCGAGCAAUCGGUCUACAGAGAAAUCCGGGGCUGCUAGCUCCACACAGUGUAGAGCUAUAUGCCCUCCUGGCCAGUAUAGUCAGACAGGGUUGGACACAGAGUCUGGGCCAUGUAUUGAUUGUCCGUGGAAUUACUACUCCUCCACGCAAAUGUCAACAAACUGUACACCAUGUCCUCAGGGCAACGCUACAGAAGGCGCUGGCAAGUCCAGCCUGGCUGACUGCAAAGUCACUGAUUUCUGUGCAAAGAGACCCAACCCUUGUCAGAAUGGAGGGACAUGUCUCCCAAACUACACGGACAAUUGGUACAGCUGUACAUGCCCCACGGGAUAUUAUGGUUAUCAUUGUGAGCUUUUCUACAGUGUGUGUGACAGUGAACCCUGUAUGAAUGGUGGAACAUGCGGUGUACUGAGUGACCGCCCAGUCUGUCACUGUCCAGCAGGUUACUCAGGCGAUCGUUGUGAAUUCCCACUGUCACCCUGUUUGUGUGUCUACGGAGCGUGUCGAAUCAGCGAGGCUGGGCAUCACUGUAACUGUUUCGAAGGAUUCACGGGACUAAGUUGUUCUGAAGAUAUUGAUGAGUGCUCACCCAACCCAUGUCUCCAUGGAGGCAAAUGCAUCAAUUUGAUUGGUCAAUAUCAGUGCGAUUGUUCUGGAACGGGUUACAGGGGAGUUAACUGUACAGAAUUGGAGCCCGAGACGAUGGUGACAUGCUUCCAUGGAGGAAUCUACAUGUCUGGAAAAUGUGCCUGUGUCCCAGGGUAUACUGGAUCUCAGUGCGAGUUGGGGAUUGAUGAAUGUGAAGAUGAUUUCUGUGGAGAGCAUGGGGACUGUAUAGAUGGUGUUCACAAUUUCUCCUGUGUUUGUAAGCCUGGUUUCACUGGAAAAGACUGCACCAACAACACAAAUGAAUGUUUAGCCGACCCUUGUCUGAACUCCGCUAUAUGUAUUCCUGGGAACAAUGACUUCAGUUGUCGCUGUCCCCCAGGUUUUCAAGGGAAGAGGUGUGAGAUAAAUCGAGAUGAGUGCACUCCCUUUCCCUGUAACCUGACGACAGCUAUAGACUGUAUUGAUGGGAACAAUGAUUACACCUGUGUGUGCAGGAGUGGCUGGACAGGUAAGUGGUGUGAGCAGCGCACUACCAGCUGUCCAUUCCAAUGUCAGAAUGCAGGUUCCUGUAAUGUCAGUGCUGGGAGGUGUGAUUGCAUGCCAGGAUAUACCGGAAUAUACUGUGAGGUGGCUCUAGAUGAGUGUGCAGGAAUGCCCUGUUUGAAUGGAGGGACGUGUACAGACCUGGACAAUGGCUUUACAUGCAGCUGUCCUCAGGGAUUCACCAACACUACCUGUAAUGUCAAUGUGGACGACUGUAGCUCACAUCCCUGUAGGAAUGGGGGCACCUGCUACGACCUAGUUAAUGGCUUUUCCUGCAGCUGUCCGCUGGAGUGGACGGGGGUCAACUGUGAACACAAAAUCAGUUACUGUCUCUCCCUGCCCUGUCAGAAUAAUGGUAACUGUGUUGAUAGUACAAGCGGAUACUACUGUGUAUCAUGUGCGUACGGCUACACUGGACAAAACUGUUCAGAAGAAAUAAUCACCUGUGAGUCGUCCCCCUGUGAAAACGGAGCUUCCUGUGCUGACAGCCACAGUGGCUAUGUAUGUAACUGUACCUCAGGUUAUAUAGGGAAGAAGUGUGAUGUCAGAGUGGAUCCUUGUCUCAGCCACAAUGUAUGUCAAAAUGGAUCAACAUGUCAGAAUGGGAGCUGUGUGUGUUCUCCAUUCUUCACUGGAUUUGACUGCGGAAAAGAAAAGUCCUCAGAUUUUGACCUGUUUUUCCACGGUUUGAAUGGUUCAUCCACGACAACCUCCAUCCCGGUGGAAGGGGAGAUGUCCUUCUGUCUGUGGAUUCGAUCCUUCAACACUGGCCAAAACAAAACCAUUCUCACUUUAGCAAUAAAUGACACUGUGUUACAAAAAGUAUUGGAGAUCCGUGAAAACAACUUCUCAGUCACAGCCAAAGAGAGGUCCGAUUCUUGGAACCUGAACAAUGCUCUAUGGAAUCAUGUGUGUUUUACCUGGACACAGGUGAAUUUGGGGGCGUGGUCCCUGUUCCUGAACGGCUCAAAAGUGGCAGGUGACAAUCAGAUGAACUUGCCGAAUAGAGUGGAGAUCUUAUUGGGUCAACCAUUACAGCCAGUGCUUGGUCAGGUACAGUUUUAUGGUGAAGUGAGUCAGCUCCAGGUUUUCCAGAACCAGUUAGAUCCAAACGUUGUCUCCAGUUUAUCCAAGUCCUGCAUCCCUGUCCCAGGAACCGGCCGUCCCUGGCUGGAGUUACAGGCUAACAUCAAGGGUGAUCUGGAGGUGAACGAACCUUCAAUCUGCAGAGGUAUGCGAUGUCCAGCUGGGUACAAGGGGCAUGACUGCAGCAUCAAGAUUGAUAAGAGUCCGCCUGUGGUCACACGCUGUCCGAGCAAUUUCAGAGUGGUCAGUUCCAAUCGACUGAGUCUGGUCAACUGGACAGAACCCACCUUCUUUGACGAUGUGGGUGUGGUGAAUGUGAUCCAGACCCACAGAUCAGGGGAAGUGUUGGCCUAUGGGGAAUAUGUUAUCAUGUACAUGGCUUUUGAUGCUGCCAACAACACGGGAAACUGCACCUUCCAUGUCGCUGUUACUCCUUUUGACUGUGAAGUACCAGCUGUUCCAGAGGGGGUGAAUCACAGUUGUCUGACGAUGGGGAGUGAGACGUACUGCAGACUGUCUUGUGACAAUCCAGCCACUCACGCAUUCAGCGAGUCUGUCCCCAAGUUCUACACGUGUGGACUAAGUGGACAGUGGGACCCACCCAGGGGAGAGAACUUCACUUUCCCAGCAUGUGCAGCCUUUUUUCCUCCUGCUGCUGGAGUGACUGGUACCAUCAGUUUUGCCGGCCCGACAUGUACUGAGGACCUGAGAUUGAGUCUGAACCAGAUCUUUGACCAAGUGAUGGGCAAGUGGAACCAGGAGUUCAAACUGUGUCCGGACCAGGUGUGUAACAUGCAGGUCCAAAUCCACUGCUCAGCGGACGUCAGUCAGAGAAAGAGACGCCGCCGACAGGCUGUGGACUCCUCGUAUCUCGUGCGAUUCAACUUCCCCGUAGACAAAGCAUCUUUGGAGACGACAAGUUUGCAGCCACUGGACAGUAUAAAGACUUUUGUGAAGAAAGGAGAGUUUAACAGCAAUGGAUUUGUUGCCCAGAAUGACUCUGUGAUACUGACCACACAGUGCAAUUGUUCGGACGGCCAGGAGCUGAAACAUGCAGGAACUACGGAAUACUGUGUGAAUUGUGCCGUAGGCAGCUUCCAGAACCAGCUUCGUAGUCCAGGUAUCUGUGAGUUGUGUCCGAUUGGAUUUUACAAUGAUCAGGAGAAGCAAACUCAGUGUACACCAUGUCCUCCAGGAAAAACAAGUCAAGAUCCAGGAUCCACCACCCUCUCACAAUGCUACACUAUUUGUCCAGCCGGUCAGUAUGCUGAGGAUGUUACCAAUGUGUGCAAAAAGUGUCCACGUGGCUACUACCAGAACUCCACGGGCAGCCGGAUGUGUCAGUCGUGUCCAAACGGUCAAAUGACUUUAGAGGACGGAGCGACAUCAGAGCAGUCUUGUAGACCUGGUUGUCUUGCUGGGGAGGAGUUGUCAGUGAAAGGAGUCUGUAAGCCAUGUAAUGAGGGCUUCUACAAGGGAGACUCGACUCAAGCAUCAUGCCAGCCGUGUCCGUAUGGCACCACUACGCCUACCACAGCAAGUUGGUCAGUGGACCAGUGUAGCAUUGUUGUAUGUGCUGAGGGGUCGUACACCUCCAACAACAGGUGUCUCCUGUGUGGCCUAGGUCAGUACCAGCCCGCCCGUGGUCAGAACAAGUGUCUGAAGUGUGCCCAGGGACAGACCACACUACUGGAGGGGAGCCGUAGUCCCUCGGACUGCGUGGAGGGAAAUGUCAAUGAAUGUGUGACCGGGGUGGCAGAGUGUGGCAAAAAUGAGAAAUGUCGAGACACGCCAUUGUUCUACGAGUGUGAUUGUGAGGAGGGGUAUGAACGCCGCAACAGAACUUGCAUAUCAAACCAACAUCCUCUUCAACAAGACGAUUCCAUGAGAGGCAUUAUAGGAGCCACUGUGGGGGUUGGAGCUGUUGUCAUUUUCAUUGUGAUUGGAAUGUGUCUGUACCGAUCCUGCAGCAGGAAGAAAGAAAAGGAGGGUUUAGAACACGAAGGUCCACUCUAUCGAGACAUGCCUGUGGUUGUGUUACCAGGGGGCCCAGCUCCAGUCUUCCAGAACCGGAUCUACGGCUCCAGCCGGUCCAGUAGUGUGUCCCUCCCCGGCUCGGACAUGAUGCUUACCCCGGUAAUGUCUCCAUUUCGCUGGCGUCAGACUUACCUAGAGACAGAGGAGGAUAUGUUGCCUUACUUCUGUCCUGACGAAUCACUGAAUAUCUCCGACAGCUCAGAAAAUGGCUCGUCUCAGGGCGGACGGAGCACCGGUAGCGGAUUUGACGUUGAUUCAGAUUCCUACUUUUGAUGUAUGCCCGUGGAAAACCUCCAUUCCACUUGUAGCAUAUUAUAAGAGAGAGUCUUCUCCAGUCCACCAUAGGCCCUACCGAGAACAUUUCACGAAGGAUUUUGACCUCUGGAGAGGACGUAAUUACCAGUUCAAAACUAGGACAUACCAAUUCAAACCGAAUUCACAAUUUAAACCCAAUACACUAUUGGGCCACAGCAAAAAAUGGUACAUCCAGGACCUAAGAACUGAGCGUUAACCAGUAUAUCAAGGUUAAAACAUCCGAGUGCCAAGAAUUGCUCAAUCCCUGCAUGGAGUGUUUGCAAAAAAGUUGUUUACAAAAACUUUCAGGAUGAAAUCACCGAUAAGAUGAAAUUUUAGACCUCCUAGACCGGAGGAUGAGGAUAGAAGUGUGUGCCAUAGAAUCUUCUACAUAGCAGCGAAUCUGAGAACUAGUCAACAGAUGUGAGAACUAGUCAGUUAUAGACGAGGAUUAUAAUUAGUUCAAACAAAAAGUACAAUGUAUGAAUAUCCCAUUGUUAACUUUUCUGAUCAUCGAAUUUUAUAACUUUGUAGACAUUUAAUCCUCAAAUCAAUAGUUUUGUGCCCUGUGCUCUUUUUACAUUUUCCUUUCAUUCUCCACAUUUUCUCCAAAACUAUAUUUAUAUCAAGGGGUGUUUAAUUUAAAGGAAUGUGCCUUUAUGUUCCUGUGUUGGAUUUUGACUUGCAUCAUAAAUGCAAACUUACAAAUGAUUAAGACUGGAGCAAGGGUAAUCUCGUGUGAAGAUGAACUUUGUGUUCAGUCAGGGGUGUUUUGUGUUCAGAGAAGAAUAUUGACCAGAGAAGGUACCAUAUUAGAGGCGAUACAUGUAUAUCGCUCAUCUGUGUUGCACAGCUACAGGGGGAACAUUUGAGUUUAGAAAGGAAUACAGACCUUUCAAUCAUAGCGGGUGAAAUGUUGAAUUACUGCACGUCUAUGCAUGUAAAUGGUGCAAUAAUAUUCAAGAAUCUGUACAAAAAUCGCAAUGGGUAGUACACUUAUUUCUGUGUGAGAUGGGUAGUACACUUAUUUCUGUGUGAGAUGGGUAGUACACUUAUUUCUGUGUGAGAUGGGUAGUACACUUAUUUCUGUGUGAGAUGUGCCUGUUGAUUUAACUUAUUAUUAGUUGUAUUGUCUGGUGUGUAGUAUUCUGUUUAUUGUGUUAUUUGUAGAUAUUGAAAAACACAAUGAGAGACACUGAGAAAACAAUUCUCCACUUUCAAAAUGGCAGGUCCAAGUAGAUGUACAUGUGUGUUUGUACGGUGCUCAGAAUGUGUGUGUGUGUGUGUGUGCGCGUACAUGUGUUUGAUAUUUCUGUGCUUGUCAUACCUAGGGUGUAAAAAAAGUUUCAUGUUUGAAGAAAAAGUAUUCCCGUUUAUCAGAGUGUACCUGUACUCUCAUUUAUUUCUGUAUCCAUGAACACAAGAUUGCUGAAAAUAAAGUCAUCUACUUAUGCAUACAUGAACGGUGCUGAAACAGAGCGAAUGGUUUCAUUGAUAUAGACAUGUUGGUUAUAAACUGCUGAUUUUGGACGGUUUCUGUUCGUUUUUAUUCAAUCUUUGAAACUAAUGAAAAUUAAAAUGAGAAUGUGUAUGUAUGGUACUUUAACAAGUGCCCUGUAAUUUGUGUUAUGCAGUGUAUCUAUAUAUAUAAGUUUUAUCAAGUACCAUGUGUUUUUUUUUCAAUAUUAGAUGUCCUUGAGGUGCUACUAAUAAAGUGAAAUUCAUUUUGUGUAGAGAGUUGCCAUGGUUACCUUGUUUGUACAGAUUCAUCACAUUUUCUGUAGAAGAUACAACAUUCCAGUUUUGUUUCUAACAGUGUAUACAUAUACCACGUGUUAACAACACAGCACUAAGCAAUUGCAGAUUGUGCUAAUGAAGGUCAAUAGGAAAUAACUUUCAUUCAUACAUAAUUAAGAUGGUGCAAAAUGUAGGAUAUGUGCAUUAAUUUUGAAAUAUUUAUUAUAGAUAUUGUUAUGGUCAUACUUGGUACUAAAUGUAUACAUUGUUACAAUGAUGUAGAAUGUGCCAAAGUUCAGCAUUUUUUGACCUCUGAAUAUUAUGUUGACAGUCUAGUCUCGUUAUUUUCAAAUGUCACUAUCUCACACUCUGAAGUUGCUGGACUUAUAUUCAGAGUGUACUACACACUAGGUAAUGGACAAGAUUCAGUUGUAAUGCAGAUUUUAUAUUUGAUGACAACUAAUGAAAAGCAAUGAUACUAAUUGAAAUAACCCCCCCCCCCCCCCCCCCCCCCCCCCCA